Exophiala viscosa is the source of this 1333-nucleotide messenger RNA. RefSeq lists its product as uncharacterized. Lineage: Eukaryota; Fungi; Ascomycota; Eurotiomycetes; Chaetothyriales; Herpotrichiellaceae. The coding region runs from base 381 to 1148 and encodes 255 amino acids. The transcript has a single exon. The record is from RefSeq and is a predicted model, not a curated record. Gene Ontology annotation, molecular function: protein binding.
UGGCAUGCAGACUACGCAACAACAAUGACUAAACAACACAACCACCAUCGUGACCACCGUCCGUCAGGACGACAAACGAUGCCGGACCGUCAAGUGUCAUGCUUUGCACGAGAUUGGCCAUGGUUCAACCAAGAUAUUGAACACUCUAUUUGCUUCCACAGUCCUCACCUCACCACUUCCUUUCUCUUCGUCUCUUCCAACCUUCUUCUCUCUUUGCUCUUCUUUUGUCUCCGUCAUUCUCGUCCUUUCUCUCUUUCCCUUCUUCCUCUCAUCCCCCUUCUCCAGGUGCUCUUGCAGACAGAUUACUGGUCAGAGAACUUCUUCUGUGACCUCUAUCAACACUAACUCAUCAGACCCACUACGCACACGUACCCGUCAGAAUGAGCGCCGAAAUUCCAUAUAGCAGUGACCAGGACUAUGGCAGUCUCCAACCGAAGAUUUACUAUCACGACGUGGACGAGGAAAAGCAAGAGAUCGUUCUAUGGUCAAAGGAUGAUGCGUCGAAAGACCGGCCUUCAGCACAGUGGAAGCCUGGGCCAUUUAUAUCUCGGGUCCCUACACCGUCUCGCCCCCCUCGCCCCUCUCGACAGAACCCCUAUGACCCCUUCUUCGUCCCUGCCACGGUCCUCGCAGCAUCAGCAUCUUCCCAACCUUCUUCCACGUUCGCCAGCCUCCCGACAGAGGUCCUGACGAUGAUCUUCCGUCACGUCAAGACCCCCCAUCAUCAAGUCUGUCUCGCCCUCACCUGCAAGACCAUGGCCCACGUCGCGUCGUAUCCAGACAUAAUGGCUGGCUGGCGCGGCUGGCGCGACAAGACCCUCCUCUUCUACCUGUUUCAGAAGCCCGACAGACAACUCACCACAGCCAACUAUUAUAUCCCACCACAUCUUCAUCUCUGCCGCGCCUGCUUCCGCUUUGUGCCCAAUGAUCCCGAGUACUGGAAGGAGAAAGUCGCAUCAAGAAAGGGGUACACCUCUAGAGCCAUCGAUGACUGGUCGCGUCACGUUACUGGGAGGUGUCCGGAUUGCGAUGCAGAGGGGUACAAAUCGUAUUCGAUGCAGGACGAGUACCACAGGGACGGGUGCAAUGAGGACAGGUGCACUGGGGACAUGUGCUUGGAGCUGAUGUCCAGAAUGAGCAGGCCUUGAGUAGAUAGGCAUGUCGGCAUCAUGGAGUGACUUGGCCGCAUUUGAUAGCGAGGCGUUGGCCAUUGUGCCUGGAGUGUUCUUAGAGUAUCAGGUUACGUACAUUUCGUUGUCGACGGAGACGACGCCCUUCCUGAUCUCAAUAAGCGGUUAGAAGUUCAUGUUUGAGGGCCUGUUUUGUGCGCUCC